Molecule: messenger RNA, 1556 nt
Organism: Oryza sativa Japonica Group (Japanese rice)
Lineage: Eukaryota; Viridiplantae; Streptophyta; Magnoliopsida; Poales; Poaceae
Source: RefSeq, a predicted model, not a curated record
AUAUAUUUUGGGACGUAGGAGUAGCAGGUGGCUUCAUCGAGCAACCUCCUCCAUGUGAUCAAUUUGGCACGUGAAAUGUGCACUGUGGAUUAGAAAAUCCAGUCUACGUCCUGACGGCGAUGGUGUUUCGUACAGUUUUUAUAUGCAGCAAACCACAGCGAUGGACUGCUCGAGUGAUCAGCAGGCGAGCUGCAGUUAGAGAAGAGCAAGCUCGCCGCCGCCGACGUCUCGCCGGCGUGUUCGUGGAGCAGGGCCGAACCGACGGAGUGAGCCGCUACGGGUGCUCGCACACGUGGCGUCCAGGUCAGCGGGCAUCGCGCGCACGAGCUGCCACGUCACCCACGCGAUGGGGCGUGCGCCUCUCGUGCUGAUUGGCCGCGCCGUUCCCAUUAUUGGUGGGGCGAUCCCAAUUAUUGCCAUCAACUAUGGAAUUCUCGUCGCGUGCUGGAUGCUGCACAUGUUUGAUGUUGUCCAGAGUAAAUUGAUUUGCCGUGCCAUGGCACUCCACUUCUCCUGGCGUAGCACGUCGCCGUUCUUGGAUACUGUCUGCUCUUCCGUAUACGAUCUCUACAACUCCAGUGCGAUUCACAGGGCUAGUUGCGGUGAACAGCUCGUCGUCAACGGCACGAACUGCGACCUCGGCGACUACUGGCAGCAUUCUCCGACGCCGGAUUUCCUCGACAGCGACCGGAUUUACGCCGUCCUGGUGCUGGGGUGCGUUUGCAGCAGCGGCGGUUGUGGACGUGGGGAGGCCCAUGCGAAGCAGGGGCAUGACGUCUCCGGGGAAAAGCGGCCGAGUCGGCGGGACGGCCUCGGCCGCUCGUUCUGGUGGAUCAUGGUGGCGAGGAAGUACGAGUGGUGCGUAACGUACGCCGUGGUGGUGGCGACGCUGCAGCUGUUCCUGCGCCUGACCGGGGCCAACGUCACCACGCUUUUCCUGCCCAUGCUGUCCCAGGCGACAGGCUGCGGCAAGGCGGCGCUGGCCGGACACGCCGUGCUGGUGCUGGCGAACGCCGGCGGCGUCCUCGGGUCGGCGCUCGCCGCGAGGACGUACGGCCGCGAGGUCAUGUGCGUCAUCGGCGGCGUGCUCAUCGUGUUCUGCCAGGUGGUGAUCCCGGUGGCCAUGGAGAUGCACGGGGGAGGCGGCGCGUACGCGGCGGCGGCGGCGACGUUCUUCGUGGCGUGCGCGGCGUCGGGCGGGUGCGGGUGGUCGUGGGGGGCGCUGUUCUGGGCCGUGCCGGGGGAGGGUGUCCGGUCGGCGGGGGACGCGGUGGGCGCGGCGCUCGGGUUCGCGCUGGGAUUCGCGCAGACGCACUGCUUCCUGCUGAUGCUGCGCCAGCUCAAGCACGCGGCGCUCGCCUACUACGCCGUCUGGAUCUGGUCGUGACACGCACGCCUCGUCCGCAUCAUCGGCCGUCGCGCGCGUGCGGCCCGUCGCCAUCGUCGGCCCCCGAUCGACCCGCGGCUAUAGAUGGCCAUAAGGCCCGGGGCCCGACGGCCCGGCCCAAGGCACGACAAAUUGGCCCGGCCCAGGCACGGCACGGCCCGACUGGGGU